This is a messenger RNA of Aphanomyces invadans, 1848 nucleotides long. RefSeq lists its product as hypothetical. Gene Ontology annotation, biological process: proteolysis. The transcript is spliced from 7 exons. The coding region runs from base 1 to 1848 and encodes 615 amino acids. NCBI's taxonomy places the organism in Eukaryota, Oomycota, Saprolegniomycetes, Saprolegniales, Verrucalvaceae. Gene Ontology annotation, molecular function: aspartic-type endopeptidase activity. The record is from RefSeq and is a predicted model, not a curated record.
AUGCCAGUUGGUGCGUGCAUGGAUCCGUUCACGAAGCGACAGAUCGCCAUGUUUGACCUUAACAAGGAUCACAACCUUGUUACGGAAACUGAGUGGAUCGCGUGGUUUCACGCGGCGUUCGAAGAAAACCCUCAGGAUCUGGACGUCCUGAAGAGGCGGCUGACGUCCGCUAUUCGAUUCGACAUGAAGAUUUUGGACGCCGAGUCCAGGGUCGGUCGUAUGCUAGACGACCUUAUGCGGGUGCUGGAGCACGACCACCAAGAACGGAUGGGGGGUGCCAUCCUACCUGAAACGCUGAAGAGUGCUGUACAGAAGCAGUUACAGCUCCAGCGAAACAAGAGCUUGAAAAGCGACGUAUUUCGCUUUGUGAACUGGCUUCGGCAGUUUUCUGCCGGUUUCCAGCUGUACGUCGGUCUAGAAGAAGAGUCUGUCGUUGCGCCGACGUCAAAGACGGAUGGUGAAAGGAGCAGUCGCGAGGCGAAGCAGCGCCAAGAAGCGGCGCGGCGUAUGUUUGAAAUGCGGCGAGAUGAACGCGCUGGCCAAGAAAGGAUCAACGUGCUGGCGGACAAGUCUAAUCGCCGCUCGACAGAUCGCGGUGCGCACGUGGAAGACAUUGUCCGAGUCGAGAACGUCCUACUUGACACGGGGGCAGACGUAAACGUCGUUUCGCGCGGCGUUAUGGAGGCGCUGGCAACGGGCGGCAUCGCUGUGGACGUCGUGGAACAUGCCAAGCCACAGCUCGUCUUCCCCUAUGGAGAGACAGCUGCGCCGUUGAAAAUGUCGCGGCGUGCCACGUUUGGCAAGGUGACGCUUGAGACGACGUGCGGUCCGCUCGUUCUGCGCGGACUGAAGGCCUGGAUCGACGACACUGCCUCGACGAUCGACCUAAAUAUCAGUCGUCCCGUCAUGGAGGUGCUCGGGUUCUCAGUAGACGACCUGCUCGUCGGAGCGCGGCGGCAGAAGUCGGAGUGGGACGUGUCCGACGGCGUGGAAGAUCCGCCCGAUCCCUGUAUCGAUGACAACGAUGGCAUGCAAUGUGCCACGGCCGAAGUCGUGGACCCAAAGUUUACCGGGGACAGUGACGAAGUUCGUCGCGAGAAACGCGAUCGUGUGCUGGCGGUGCUUAUAGCCAGAGUGAAUGAAGCUCAACGGCGUGGACUCGACGCCGACGACAUGCAACGACUGACGGCGUUGCUAAUGAAGCACGUAGAUGUAUUCCGCGAAGACCUUGGUAACGAUCCGACUGUGAAAGUCGAACCCUUAAAGGUGCGGAUCAAGCCCAAUGCAACGCCGGUGAAGUGCAUCAUGCGACGUUACCCGCCGGCGCACGUGGAGUACAUGCGCGAGCAUGUGGAGGCACUGGAAGCGAAUGGAAUUGGGGCGCUGCGAAUGACGAUCGAUAGUCGUCCUAUCAACGCCUGCACGGACCCGAUGCCGUGGCCCAUGCCCAACCUGGACAGUGCCCUAGUUUGCCUCGAAGGAACGAGCGUCUACUUCACCCUUGACUGGACCAAGGGGUACUGGAAGCUGCCAUUGCACGCAGACUCGCAGGAGUAUUUCUCCUUCAUGACCCCUUUCGGCGUCUACACGCCGACUCGCGUGCUGAUGGGACAGACUGACGCGGUGGCGUGCUACGACCUCCUUGGGUCCGCCAAGACGACCGCAGACCUGUUUGUCCUGUUGGACCAAGUUCUGUCCAUUUGCGCUGCGUACGGGCUCAAGCUCAGCCAGAAGAGGUGCCACUUCUUCCUACGCGAAGCCGAAUGGUGCGGCAAGGUGAUUUUGGCGGCUGGCAUGAAGCAUUCUCCCAGCCGAAGUCAAGUCUGGUCGAUCUGGCACCCCCCAUAA